Molecule: messenger RNA, 1965 nt
Organism: Sesamum indicum (sesame)
Lineage: Eukaryota; Viridiplantae; Streptophyta; Magnoliopsida; Lamiales; Pedaliaceae
Source: RefSeq, a predicted model, not a curated record
AUGGCUUUGAUUCCUGAAAGAUCGAUCAAGGACAUGACAUUGCCCGAUCUGAACCAGCAGCCACUGUGCAUUGAGUACCCAAACUUGGAGGUAAACUUUGAACUGAAAUCUAGAUUAAUUCGUUUACUUCCCACUUUCCGUGGCCUCGUAGGUGAAGAUCCACAUAAGCAUCUGAAAGAAUUCCAUGUGGUAUGCUCUGGAAUGCGACCACAAGGCAUAAGCGAGGAACAAGUCAAACUGAGAGCAUUCCCCUUCUCUCUUGCCGACCAAGUUAAGGAUUGGUUGUAUUUUCUACCUUCAGGAUCCAUUACAAGAUGGAAUGAUCUCAAGAGGCAGUUUCUUGAGAAAUAUUUCCCUGACUCAAGAGCCACAACGAUCCGGAAGGAGAUCAGCGGGAUUCGUCAAUUCGCAGGAGAGAGUCUUUUCGAAUAUUGGGGAAGAUUCAACCAACUAGUGGAAAGUUGCCCCCAUCAUCAGAUCCCGGACCACCUGUUGAUCCAGUAUUUCUACGAAGGUCUAUUAAGCAUGGAUAGGAAACUGAUAGACGCGGCAAGUGGAGGAGCAUUGUUCAAUAAAACCCUUACCGAAGCGCGUAGUCUGAUUUCGAUUAUGACGUCCAACACGCAACAAUUUGGGGUUAGAUACGAUGAUCCACCAAAGAGAAGUAACGAGGUAAGUAAUCUUGAAGAUUGUUUAAAUCAACUCACAUCUAUUGUUGAAAAAGUUGUUGCAGAUAAACAUCAACAAGUCAAAGCGUGUGGUGUUUGCACUUUAACGGGGCACGCUACCGACAUGUGCCCAACUCUUCAAGAGUCAACCACCGAGCAUGCCGACACCGUAGGAGGAUUCGCUGGACAACAACAAAGAAGAUACGAUCCUUUCUCCAACACAUACAACCCCGGAUGGAGGGAUCAUCCGAAUCUGAGUUACAGUAACCAACACCAAAACUUUCAAAAACCCAAAUACAGAUCACCUCGGCAGCCUAAUCCCACGCCUAGCCCAUCUCUCGAAGACAUGAUGAAAGCACUAGUGACCAACACACAGCAGUUCCAGCAACAAACCCAGAUGAGCAUUCAACAGUUCCAGCAACAUACCCAGACGAGUAUUCAAAACCUAGAAUCUCAAAUCAGUCAACUGGCAUCAUCUGAAAAUGUGAACAAAGAUGGCACUAAACGUGAGCACGGUGUGAAAAAAAAGCCAAAAAAGGAAAUUGAGGUCCAACAAGAACAAGCCGAACCCGAAGAGGACCAUCCAAAGCCUUCGAUAACCAGACCACCCUUCCUAGAAAGAUUCACCAAAGCAAAGAAGGAAGAGGAAGAAAAGGAGAUUUUUGAGACGUUCUGCAAAGUAGAGGUAAACAUCCCUUUACUCGAUGCCAUCAAGCAAAUACCCCACUACGCGAUAUUUCUCAAAGAACUGUGCACUAGCAAGGGUAAACUCAAGGGAAGAAUGGGGGAGAAUGUUUCUGCAAUUCUCCAACGAAAAUUAUCCCCAAAAUGUAAGGACCCAGGAACGUUCUCCAUACCUUGUAAAAUUGGUAUGAUUGGAAUAAAGAGAGCUAUGUGCGAUCUCGGAGCGUUUAUAAAUGUUAUGCCGCUCACCAUUUUUGAGUCCUUAAAUGUUGGUCCCUUAAAGGAAACAGGGGUAGUCAUCCAACUUGUAGAUCGCUUUGUAGUCUAUCCGGAAGGAGUCUUGAAAGAUGUUCUCGUACAGGUAAAUGAAUUGGUGUUUUCCGCCGAUUUUUACGUGUUGGACAUGAGGGAGGACAACUCCCCCAAUUGCACGUCAAUCCUGCUCGGAAGACCGUUCCUCAAGAUAGCUCGAACAAAAAUUGAUGUGCACAGUGGAAGUCUCACCAUGGAAUUCGACGAGGAAAUCAUAAGAUUCAACAUCUAUGAAUCCAUGAGGUAUCCGACUGAUUUACCUACCGCUUUUCUUGUAGAUAUUUUUGACCCUCUCAUGUAG